Messenger RNA from Rodentolepis nana, 525 nucleotides. NCBI's taxonomy places the organism in Eukaryota, Metazoa, Platyhelminthes, Cestoda, Cyclophyllidea, Hymenolepididae. The record is from the annotation of a GenBank genome assembly.
AUGAUCGAAAAUAGAAGUAGUUUCUCUGCAGUGGCCCGAGAUCAUGCAGUUAUUGUUUUUGGAGGUUAUAUUUCGCAAAGUGGAGAAAUCUCAGGCUCUUGUGAGGAAUUCUCACCUGCAACCAGCACGUGGAGGAAACUGCCCCCAAUGCCAACGCCUAGGUAUGGCACAGGAGCAGCACAUAUACCCGGUCUUGGUGACAUAGUUGUUGGUGGGACUACAUCUACUGGAAAUUGUAACGAAGCUGAAAUCUUUUUGACAACUUCAUCGCCUCUUGGGCUCGCAAGCAGUUGGUGUGAAAUCGCUCCAAUGCUUCAUUCGAGGUCUUAUCCUGCAGCAGAAUUUUUCAAUGGAAAUGUAUACGUCGCUAGAGGUUCUAUGGAGAUGUUGUCUUUUUUUACUGAAGGACCUCCCCAGUGGACCGAAGUGCUUAAACCCACUUUAAAACUAAACUCGUUGAUCUCUUUUAAUGGGAGUCUUUUGUUUGGUGGUGAGUCAUGUUCACUUUUAUUCAAUAUUUUUUAA